Messenger RNA from Cannabis sativa, 2195 nucleotides. RefSeq names its product ubiquitin-conjugating enzyme E2 8. The coding region runs from base 1470 to 1919 and encodes 149 amino acids. Gene Ontology annotation, molecular function: ubiquitin conjugating enzyme activity. The transcript is spliced from 5 exons. Gene Ontology annotation, cellular component: nucleus. NCBI's taxonomy places the organism in Eukaryota, Viridiplantae, Streptophyta, Magnoliopsida, Rosales, Cannabaceae. Gene Ontology annotation, biological process: protein polyubiquitination. The record is from RefSeq and is a predicted model, not a curated record.
UAAUUAUUUUUUUAUUUAUUAAUUUAAUUAAGAAACGUGUUUAAUUAAACUGAUUACUUAGUCGUAUCAGUUAACAGGACUGAUGGGAAGAAAACAUCUCUUUCGUAUCAGAAAAAUACAGUUUUUCAUAAAAUUAAAAAUUCCAUCUGCGAUAUCAAAAUUUUCUGGGUGUAUUCGACGGUGCUCUACAGAGCAGUGGGGUUCUGAUACAGUGCAACGACUGGGCUGUUUUAUCCUGGGGACGGCCGGCAAUUUCCGACUGCUUGCACACUCUUGGGCAGUGUCGCGAACGUCUUAAAGAGAGCGACAUAGUCCGCGACUCAACCAGAAUUUUUCAUUCGGUAAUAUCGUUCCUCUUUUAUUUUGCUAGCAGUUUACUCAACAAUAUAUCAUAAAAUUCAUAACAAACAACGCAUAAUUUCAUAAUAAAGACAUAAAAUUCAUGAAUUUACUAGCUAUAAGUCUUAAAAUCAUAAUGAAAUGCAUAAAGGUUUGAAAGUAAGAGAAGGGGUGAGAGGAGGAGAGUAUUGUGCAUAGAGUGGAAGAUGAGGGGAAAGUGAUGAGUGCUUAUGGUACCCUUUUUUAUUUAGUUUUAGGCUUUUCAAAUUUACAAAAUUAAACUCAAAAUAGCCCAAACAAAUAGCUCAGAAAAGUUUAGAAAAAAGCUCACUAAACUCUUCAGAAAAGGUCCAAUGAAACUUGUUAAACAAAGGUCGAGAAGACUACAUUAGCUGAGGAUUAUGAUUUAGUGUCUAAUGCAAGAUAACACCCAAACAAUCUUCUAUUGAUAAAGUUGAAGAUGAAGAAUGUUCUAAAUAAUGUAUAAUUAAUAUAGCUAUGUCAUUGGAUGCAAAGAUAAGAACACAAAUUGUCUCUUCACUUAAUUGUCAAAACAACAUUAUGCUUCUCUAAGCUGAUCAUAUCAGACUCAUCAACAGAGUAAUUCACAAAUUUAUAAAUCAAUCCGAAAAACAAAACUUCACCAGUAUUCAUCAAAAUCCCAAAUCAAUCAAACAAACCCUAAAGUUGUUUUCUUUGAUAAAUAAAAAUCACCCCCAAAUAAUGAUUCCUCAAUCCAACGCACAAUCAACUUCAAACACUUCAAUUGUGUAAUUGAUAGAUUAGGGUUAGUGAAGAAGAAAAAUAACCUGAAGGAGGUUGUUGAGAAUUAGAGUCGAUAGAUAGGAGGAACUGAAAUCCCCUCUCGUCUCGAUUUUGAAGUAAAAAUAUAAACCGACAUAUUUGUAUCUAGGUGGGCAUACAUUACACUGCCACGUGUAAGAGUGAGAGAGAGUGUAUAUAUAUGUGUAUAUAUAUAUAGUUAUGAUUGUGACAAAUCAGUAAGAUUUAUUUCCUUCGAACGCUUUGGCUCUCUCUCUGUGUUUGAUUUCAUUACUGAAAACCCUACCUACCAUUUCCAAUUCAGAGUUGUUGAAUUAAUAAAGGGGAAAGUUUGUGUGUUUUUGGGUAUGGCUUCAAAAAGGAUCAACAAGGAGUUGAAGGACCUCCAGAAGGAUCCUCCUGCCUCUUGCAGUGCUGGUCCUGUGGCUGAUGAUAUGUUUCAUUGGCAAGCAACUAUCAUGGGCCCAGCUGAAAGUCCUUUUACUGGGGGUGUUUUUCUUAUAUCUAUUCACUUCCCACCUGAUUAUCCAUUCAAACCACCAAAGGUUUCUUUCAAGACAAAAGUUUUCCAUCCUAACAUCAACAGCAAUGGCAGUAUAUGUCUCGACAUUCUGAAAGAGCAGUGGAGCCCAGCUCUUACCGUAUCAAAAGUCCUUCUGUCGAUAUGCUCGUUGCUGACGGAUCCAAACCCAGAUGAUCCUCUGGUACCGGAGAUUGCUCACAUGUACAAGUCGGACAGAGCUAAGUAUGAAUCUACUGCUCGAUCGUGGACUCAGAAAUAUGCAAUGGGGGGUUGAGAGAGAGGGUUUAAUUAUGGUUUAUUCUGCUAAGUGGUUUAUCCUAGACCUGAGUUGGUAGAAUUAAUAGUAGUAAAUAAAUAGAGAGGUUUGAGUAACUUUUGUUUUUGGUUUUGUUAUUAUGCUUUGUGUGUCAACACUCUCAUGAGUCUUGAUACACCAUAUCACCCCCCUUCUUCACAUUAUCAUUAUUAUUAUUAUUUUGAGAUGUUGAUAAUAGUAGUAUUACUAUUAAAUCUUUAUCAUAUUCCAUUAGUAAACUGUUUUUAUUAUUUA